Messenger RNA from Phalacrocorax carbo (great cormorant), 3213 nucleotides. NCBI's taxonomy places the organism in Eukaryota, Metazoa, Chordata, Aves, Suliformes, Phalacrocoracidae. The record is from RefSeq and is a predicted model, not a curated record.
GGCCGCGGGGGGAUCGGGACUGGGACCGGGAUCGGGAUCGGGAUCGGGAUCGCGAUCGUGUGUGUGCGCUGAGGGCGGCGGUGGCGGCUGCGGCCCGGGCGGGGGGAGUGGGGGCCCCGGGGCCGUGCAAGACGCUGAGCCGGGGCCGGUGCCGGCGGCUGACAGCAGGUCCCGACCCCGCCGAGGGCCCCGCCGCGCGCCGCCAUGGGCAAGAAAAGCAAGUUGGGAAAGAGCCGGAGGGACAAGUUCUACCACCUGGCGAAGGAGACGGGAUUUCGCUCCCGCUCCUCCUUCAAGCUUCUCCAGCUCAAUAGGAAGUUCCAGUUCCUGCAGAAGGCGCGGGCGCUGCUGGACCUGUGUGCGGCCCCCGGCGGGUGGCUGCAGGUGGCUUCCAAAUUCAUGCCAGUUUCCAGCUUGAUCAUUGGAGUGGACUUGGUCCCCAUCAAGCCCAUUCCCAACGUAGUGACGCUGCAGGAGGACAUCACCACUGAGAAGUGCCGCCAGGCCCUGCGCAAGGAGCUGCAGACGUGGAAGGUGGACGUGGUGCUGAACGAUGGAGCACCCAACGUGGGAGCCAGCUGGGUGCACGAUGCCUACUCCCAAGCCAACCUGACCCUCAUGGCUCUGAAACUGGCCUGCGAAUUCCUCUGCAAAGGCGGCUGGUUCAUCACUAAGGUUUUUCGUUCCCGGGACUACCAGCCACUUCUCUGGAUCUUCCAGCAGUUCUUCCACAAGGUCCAGGCCACCAAGCCCCAAGCUUCCCGCAACGAGUCUGCUGAGAUCUUUGUGGUGUGCCAGGGUUAUCAAGCUCCAGACAAAAUCGACAGCAAGUUCUUUGAUCCAAAAUACGCCUUCAAGGAGGUGGAGGUUCAGGCUAAGUCUGUUAGUGAGCUGGUUAACAAAAAGAAACCAAAGGCAGAAGGCUACGCAGAUGGUGACACGACCCUCUACCACCGCUUCACCCUGAUGGACUUCCUCAAGGCUCCCAACCCUGUGGACUUCCUCUCUAAGGCCAAUGAGAUCACGCUGGGGGACGGUGAGCUGGAGAAUCACAGUUCCACCACGGAGGAGCUGCGUCAGUGCUGCAAGGACAUCCGCGUGCUGGGACGCAAAGAGCUCAGAGCCCUGCUGAACUGGAGGACGAAGUUGCGGCGUUUUUUGGCCAAAAAGCUGAAAGAGCAAGCAAAGGAAUUGGAUAUCAACCUGAGCUCCGGUGAAGAGGAGGAAGGCAAUGAGGAGGAGAAGAGGGAAAAGAAGACAUUGCCAAGAGCCGCAGCUGAUGAGGUGGUAAAAGAGGAAGAGGAGGAGGUAGAGCUGGCAUUGGCAGAGAUGAAGGCUAAGGAGCUGGCAGAGCUAAAAAGAAAGAAGAAAAAGAUCCUGAAGGAACAGCGGAAGCAGCGCGAGCGAGUGGAGCUGAAGAUGGACCUCCCUGGCGUCUCCAUUGCCGAUGACGGUGACACCAGCAUGUUCUCCCUCCGGACUCUCCACAGGACCCCGCUGCUGAACGAGAUGACCCGGGGGGACAUGGCAUCGGCAGAUGCCCUGCUGGAGACAGGACCUGGGGACGAUGACAUUUAUAUCUCAGAUAACGAGGAAGGGGACGAUGUGUCCCUGGCCAGCGAUCUAGACCCGGAGGAGCUGCUUGAGAUAGAGGCCCGUCAGCGCCGGCUGGAGCGGGAAAGGCGAGAGCAGGGUGCAAAGAGAGUGAAGUUUAAGCAAAAGGAAGAAGAGGAGGAAGAGGAGAAUCCCCUGUUGGUGCCCCUGGAGGAGAAGUCGGAGCUGGAGGAACGGCAAACCAGCCUGUGGUUCGGGAAGGACGCCUUUGCCGGCAUUGAGGACGAUGCGGAUGAGGACCUGGAGCUGGGGCAGUCGCAGGUGUUGGCUGAGAGACAGCGUGAGUCUCAGAGAGACAAAGCCACAAGGAAAGGGCAGAAGAAGAAGGUUCCCCAGGAGGAAGCUCCAGCUGAGCCCCCGCCUGCCGCAGACACAGGGCCCGACGCUGGUAAAGCGCAGGACGAGCAGAGCAGUGAUGAUGGCAGCAGCAGCGACGAGGAGAGGCCGCUGACACGGGUGGGGAAGAAGCAGGGCCGUGUUGAGCCGUGUGGCUUUGAGGUGGUGCCCAUUGAGAACCCAGUGAAAAGAGCCCGCAUCCUGGACGCAGAGGGCCUGGCACUCGGCUCUGUCAUCGCCACCUCCAAAAAGGCCAGGCGGGACCUGAUUGAUGACUCCUUCAACAGGUAUUCCUUCAACGAGGACGAGGGAGAGCUGCCGGAGUGGUUCACAGAGGAGGAGAAGCAGCACCGGCGCAAGCAGAUACCUGUGGACCGGCAGACGGUCGAGGCCUAUCGGCAGCGCUGGCGUGAAAUCAAUGCUCGCCCCAUCAAGAAGGUGGCAGAGGCCAAGGCCCGCAAGAAGCGGCGGAUGCUGAAGAAGAUGGAGCAGAUGAAGAAGAAAGCAGAGGCCGUGGUGAGCACGGUGGAUAUCUCAGAGAGGGAGAAGGUGGCCCAGCUGCGGCGGAUCUACAAGAAGGCUGGGCUGGCCAAGGAGAAGCGGCAGGUCACCUACUUGGUAGCUAAGAAAGGCGUAGGACCCCGGGUGCGCCGUCCUCCCGGCGUCAAGGGCCAGUUCAAGGUCGUCGACAGCCGCCUGAAGAAGGAUGUAAGGGCUCAGAAACGCAAAGAACAGAAGAAGAAACGCCAUAAGUGAUGUGGGACUGGCUCCAUCCUCCACAAGGGACUCGGCUUGGGCAUGACUGGCUCCUGUCCCACCACAGCCUUGGGAGCAGCCGGACUCACCCCGCCACCCUCCCCCAUCGUGGGGACAGGGCUGUGACUUAGCCCCCUGUUGCUAUUAGUCCGUGCCUUGACGUGACAUUGCCUCCUGUCCUCCAGUGAGGCAGGGAGGGGUUAUUUGGCCUCAGCGCUGUAGCACCGACCCCCUUCCCGUGCUCACUGUGGGUGGCCGCAUCUCCAGGUCUCUCACCGUUUGCUGGCUCUGCUGGGAGGCUCUUGCCCUGCAGAGAUGGCACGAGCACCCACGCCAGCCCUCGCUGUCCUGAGAGGUCAUGGCUCGGGUGGAUGGCUCCUGGGCCAUAUUUGUCACUGGGGUCGCAGGGCGGUGGGUGUUGAGCUCUGAGGCGGGUGGGUGUCGGUGGUCUGCAUGGAGCGGCUCCUCAGUUGCAGCAGAAUUAAAACCUGGUCUGACAAAGCCCCA